This is a messenger RNA of Vespula vulgaris, 1369 nucleotides long. Its product is annotated as RCC1 domain-containing protein 1. The coding region runs from base 267 to 1322 and encodes 351 amino acids. The transcript has 7 exons. The record is from RefSeq and is a predicted model, not a curated record. NCBI's taxonomy places the organism in Eukaryota, Metazoa, Arthropoda, Insecta, Hymenoptera, Vespidae.
GAUACACACGCACGCGCGCACACACAUAUAUAAAUAUAUACAUAUAUAUAUAUGCGUGUAUCUUAAUAGAGUUUAAAUAUAUAAAUUAAAUGUUUGUAUCACAUCCUGUAUUCCUACGUCUCUUAACAUUGCUACCAACAGUGCGAAGAAUCUUUCUAAGAUAGAUCGCAGUCUGAGAGAUGAUUUGUUAUCCGUUGCAUGAAUUCUCAUCGAAUAUUAUACGAUAUACGUAAUAUGUAACCAACGAUUUCCAAUAUAACAGCAAAAUGACAAAUAUGGCGCUCUACUAUGCCGGUUUCAACGCAAGUCCGUUAUUUACUGAAGAAGAAGACAUUGUUAUAGCAUUGGAUCGAUUCACAAAAGUUCCCUUUUCUGGUGUUACAAAUAUGGAGAUUAGUUGGAACUACUUCCUUCUUUGGAGAGAUUUGGAGUUAUAUAUUGUCGGAAAAGUAGACAGUGACGACGACAAGAAACCACCAGAGUUGCUAAAAAUUCCAGAAUCAUCCGGAAGAUGUAAAAUCGUUGGUGCUGGAAAGGAAAGCAUAAUAAUUUCAACAACUAAUAAUGAAAUCUGGCAAUACCGUCUUUACGAAAAAUCUUGGAAGAAAGUUCCCAAUUUUAUCAAUGCCAGCAAAGAAUUGGAAGAAGAAUAUCCUAUCAAAAUAUCACAAGGAGGGUGUACAGUAAUUCUUACAAAUUUAGGACGCAUUUUUAAUAUUCCUAUUUUGGUAGAAAUGCCAAAAAGGAUAAAGUUUGUAGAUUUCUCCUGUGGUUUUGAUCACACGAUAAUGUUGGCAGCAAAUGGCGAUGUUUAUUCGAUGGGUAUGGGCACCCGUGGACAGUUGGGACACGGUGAUUUAGAAGACUGCGACGAACCGCAAUUAAUAGAGGCACUGGCUGGCCUAAACGUAGUGCAAGUAUCUGCUGCUGGUUGGCAUAACGCUGUUGUUACAGAUCAGGGAGAUCUUUACACUUGGGGAUGGAACGUGAACGGAGAAUUAGGCAUACCAAAGGGAGACACCAAGGUCGUAGCAAUUCCUACAGUCAUCAAUUUCACAAAUGAUAAAGAGGAGUGCAUAGAUAUGAACGUAAAAAAAGUACAAUGUGGAAAUACUUUUACUAUUUGUAUGAUGGAUGACAGGUCGUUCUGGGGUUGUGGUUCCAACAAAUAUGGACAGUUAGGACAAUCACGGCAAAAAGUUACGAGUUCUACAAUUUUUUUUAAGUUAGACGUUCCCUUGGAUCGUAAAAAUAUAAUAGACUUUAAAUGCGAAGAAUGGGGUACGAUGAUAUCGACAAAAGUUAUUUCUUCUGUGAGCUAAUAUCCUUACCGUAUAUGGAAUGUCAAAUAAAAAGAAGGAAAAAUCAA